Messenger RNA from Durio zibethinus, 1164 nucleotides. RefSeq lists its product as uncharacterized. The record is from RefSeq and is a predicted model, not a curated record. NCBI's taxonomy places the organism in Eukaryota, Viridiplantae, Streptophyta, Magnoliopsida, Malvales, Malvaceae. Gene Ontology annotation, molecular function: calcium ion binding.
AUUUGGACUAAAUCUAAGAAACAAGUGACUCAAUAACUGUAAACGCGGUGGGCAUCAAUUAUAAAUAUGCUUAACAUCCAACUUCCAAUUCCAAACCACUAAGAUCAAAACAUUUUCUUGUGUUUCUUAUAGUGUUUAAAGUGUCAGCUUUUGAGGAUCUACUGCUUGAGGAGUCGAAGAGCAGGAUGAGUGUGGAAGUGUUGGACAGUGCUACAAUUGUUAACUUCGUUGAAGAUGAAGAAGCAUUCAACAUCUCAAUACGGGAUCGGUUUGUUCACCUUGACACUGACCGUGAUGGACUCCUCUCCUAUACAGAGUUGUUGAAGGAGUUGGAGAGCUUGAGACUCUUCGAAACUCACUUUGGCAUCGAUGUUAAGACAGACCCCAAGGAGCUUGCUCAAGUUUACAAUUCACUGUUUGUGCAGUUCGAUCAUGACUCGAAUGGGACGGUGGAUUUGGAAGAGUUCAAGGCAGAGAUGAAGAGGAUGAUGCUGGCUAUGGCUAAUGGGAUGGGAUUCUUGCCUGUUCAAAUGGUGUUAGAAGAAGGGAGCUUCUUGAAAAAAGCAGUAGAGCAUGAAUCCACCAAGCUAGCUGCUUAAAUAUAUUCAUUCGGAACCUUGGCUAAAUCCUUCUUCAGAGUAGUACUGAUCUAUGUUAUUGUUUUUUUUUUUUUUGGUUUUUAUUUCUUUCACCAAUUUCCUAUGUUUUCUCAAAACUAACUACAUCAGCGGAAUAAAUGGAGCGAACUAUUUUGUUAUUGCGGAUAAUCACGAUUUAGUAAUGGUAUUGCAAAGAUUGAUGAGUUUCAUGAUUAACUUAUUUGGUUUGUAUAAUCACCUCUUUAAAAGUUAAUAUUCAACAAAUUUAAAACAUUUUAAUAUCGACUAUCCAUUCUUUAACAAAAAAAAUGAGUUUCAUUACUAAAUGAACACAGUUUGUUCAAUGUUGUUUGGGGGAAUUAACGUUCAUGUCGGAGUAAAUUUACAUGUUACCUAAAACUGUCUUAAAGUAAUAAAUCGGCUAGAACAGAGUCAUUUCAGAUAAUAAUACAAAAUUAAAUUUUACUUGGAAUAAAAUAAAAGUUCGAACAGAGCUUUGUUUACUUUUAGAUAACGGGUAAAUCCACUCAUAGUCAUAAUAUACAUUGGAAGAGUUUCUAUUUAA